CUGUGCUGCUUGUGCCUUUUUUUUUUCCGUCCAGAUCAACACAACGUGCACCAAGCCCUUGCAGACCAAUCACACACAGAACCGACACCAUGCCUGAGUUCACCGAGAAGCAGAUCAAGGCCGCCAAGAAGGAGGGUGGCAAGAAGGGCCAGGACCUUUCCGGCAUGCACGACAUGGGUGGCAUCAGCUACUUCCACGUCGCCAUGGAGAAGUGCGAGGGCUCCCUCGAGCUCCUGCAGCACGCCCUUGACGGCGCCAACGUCGAGGUCGACGAGAAGGCCGACGACCGCAAGGGUGGUGCCGGCCACCUCGGCAAGAUGUUCCUGUCUGCCAACAACGACCAGCUCGCCAUCAUCUGCCACGUGCCCAAGGACCGCCACGAGGUUGUCACUCCCAAGGAGUGGGUCGAGGUCUUCCUUGGCAUGUACAACGGCAAGAUCGUCGAGGAGGGCGAGGACUUUGUCAAGGCCACCGUCCCCGCCGACAAGGACAACGAGCGCUUCCCACUGAAGAUGCGCGACGAGGCCAUGAACCUCGGCUACAGCUUCCUCGCCAAGAAGGGUCUUGUGCGUGAGGACGAGGACGAGGACGACAUGCUCGACGGCGACGCUCUUGAGGCCGCUGGCAUCGAGUGGUAAACAGGUGCUGCUACACAAGCCACGUGCAUCAAGUCGCGCACUUGUUGUGACAUGUGAUGUCCCGUGGUCGUUCCACCACUGCCGCCACCACCAAUUCACCUUAAGCCUUGGGAGCUGUUUCGGCCUGUCUGUUUAGUUGUCCCCCCCCCCCACCUUUCUCUCCUUUUUGUCUCUGCUAUGUCUCACAUUCAUUGCGUGUGCAUGAAUUGUUGAUCUCCUUGGACGUGUGCUCCGGCCUCCGUUCAUUGCCAUUCAUUGAUGCUUGUGGUUGACUUGAAGUACAACGAUGCCGCCAGCAAUACAAAACGAUUGUGUGGGUGGGUUUGCAUUGCAUAUGUGUGUGUGUGUGUGUGUGUGCAUGGGUGUCUAUUUUUUUGCGUGUGUGCAGGCGGAGGUUGGUGUUCCUUCAUUUACGUGUGGUUGUGACAGAUGAGACGCGGUCUUAACAAUCAAGAAGAGUGGGCGA
Molecule: messenger RNA, 1104 nt
Organism: Salpingoeca rosetta
Lineage: Eukaryota; Choanoflagellata; Craspedida; Salpingoecidae
Product: flagellar associated protein
Exons: 3
Coding region: 90-638 (182 amino acids)
Source: RefSeq, a predicted model, not a curated record